Molecule: messenger RNA, 3837 nt
Organism: Wallemia mellicola CBS 633.66
Lineage: Eukaryota; Fungi; Basidiomycota; Wallemiomycetes; Wallemiales; Wallemiaceae
Exons: 3
Coding region: 1920-3731 (603 amino acids)
Molecular function (GO): protein-phosphatidylethanolamide deconjugating activity
Source: RefSeq, a predicted model, not a curated record
ACUCCUUCGAUUGAUGCUCUCAGGCUUCCGUCGAGUCACUCAAUUAAAUCUACAAAAACGAUUGUUUAGAAUGUCAGAGAGUGCAAACUUACACAAAGAUGAAUUAACGGGCGAAAUGAUCUCCAAGACAGAAUUAAAGAGGAGACUCAAACUUAGAGAGAAUGAAGCAAAAAAGGCUUCAAAACCUAAGCCAGUCGAAUCAAAGAAGAAGGAAGACGAGGUUGAGUUAACCCCUAACCAAUACUAUGAGAUCCGUUCAAGGGCUAUUCAAAAACUUAGAGAGACUAAAGACCCUGAUCCAUACCCACACAAGUUCCACGUUGAACUUUCUCUCAAUGGUUUCAUCAACAAGUUUGAUUCUAACUUGCAAAACGGUGAUUCACGUAAGGAAGAAGUCGUCACCGUCGCCGGUAGAUUGCACAACAUCAGAGCAAGCUCCUCUAAAUUGAUCUUCUACGACCUUCACGGUGAUGGUACAAAGGUUCAGAUCAUGGCAAACGCCGCUGAACACGACGGUGAAGAUUUUACUAAAUCUCACGAAAUCCUCGCUAGAGGUGAUAUAGUCGGUGUUAAAGGUUACCCUGCUCGUACUAAGAAGGGUGAACUCUCUAUCGUACCAAAGCAAAUUCAACUUCUCACUCCAAACCUUCACCAACUUCCUAAAGAACACUAUGGUUUCAAAGAUCAAGAACAACGUUACAGAAAGCGUUACUUGGACCUUAUUCUUAACAGAAACGUUAGAGACAUUUUCGUCACACGCGCUAAAAUUAUCAACUACUUGCGUAAAUUCUUAGACAAUCUCGGUUUCUUAGAAGUUGAAACUCCAAUGAUGAACAUGAUCGCAGGUGGUGCAACUGCUAAGCCAUUCGUCACGCACCACAAUGAGCUCAAGUUGGACUUAUUCAUGAGAAUCGCACCUGAACUCUACCUCAAAGAGUUAGUCGUCGGUGGUUUAGACAGAGUAUACGAAAUCGGUCGUGUUUUCAGAAAUGAAGGUAUUGAUUUAACUCACAACCCUGAAUUCUCUAUCUGUGAAUUCUAUAUGGCAUAUGCUGAUAUGUACGACUUGAUGGACCUCACUGAGUCACUCUUCUCUGGUCUCGUCAAGCACGUUACCGGUGGUUACAAGAUUCAAUACCACCCAGACGGUAAAGGUGAAGGUAAGAAGUCAUACGAGUUGGACUUCACCACACCAUGGAAGAGAUUCAACAUGAUUGAAGAAUUAGAAAAUCAACUCAAGGUUAAAUUCCCAGAAGAUUUGGAAACUGAGGAAGCUAACAAGUUCCUCUCUGAUCUCUGUGCUAAGAACAACGUUGAUUGCUCUGCACCACGUACUACUGCAAGAUUACUUGACAAGUUGGUUGGUGAAUUCAUUGAAUCACAGUGCAUUAACCCAUCAUUCAUUAUCGGUCAUCCAAAGAUCAUGUCUCCAUUAGCAAAGCGUGACAGAAAGCAACAAUCAUUGACAGAAAGAUUUGAAGUUUUCGUUGCAACAAAGGAAAUUGCUAAUGCUUACACUGAACAAAACGAUCCAUUCAACCAAAUGGAAUCAUUCAAAGAGCAAAUGAAGCAAAAGGCUGCAGGUGAUGAUGAAGCCCAAGACAUUGAUGAGACAUUCAUCAACGCUCUUGAGCACGGUUUACCGCCAACAGGUGGUUGGGGAUGUGGUAUUGACAGAUUAGUCAUGAUGUUGACUGAUUCUUCAAACAUUAAGGAAGUAUUGCUCUUCCCUGCUAACAAGCCACUCCCUGGUACAAAUGCGGCAGCGAACGUCGAGAAAGCAGAUGAGCAACCAAAGCCAUUGGCUUAAAAAGAUUUCUUUAUUUAAAUUGUAGAUAAAGUAUAUAUAUAGAUAUAUAUAUAUGUUAUUAUUAUUAUUAUUAUUAUUAUAUAACGAUCUAGGUAAUUGACAACCAUCAAUGUCAUCAGCAGAUCUAGGAGAAGACAGUAAACUAACGACGAAAUUAUCUAGUUGGGUUAAUAACUCAAUCAGACGACAUUCAACUAUCGAUAGAACGCUCCAUUAUUUCUUAGAUUACCCUGGCUAUCAAGGUACUUCAAUUGACGACGUGAGCUGGAUUUUAGGUAACUUAUACGAUAACAAUAGCGAUUUAUUGGAUGAUUUUCAAUCUAGAAUUUGGUGUACAUAUAGAUCCAACUUCUGUCAAAUAUCUUUAAAUGAUCCUAUGAUGGACGAUUUAGGUUUAGCUAAAAUGCAGACAUUAUCUUCUAAACCUUCACAUUGGUUAUUAAGAGAACGCACUUUCAAUACAGAUCAAGGUUGGGGUUGCAUGCUUAGAACUUCACAAUCACUCCUAGCCAACACACUCCAGAUAAUGUUGUUAGGUAGACAAUGGAGGAGGAAUCCAUUCGUUGAUUUGACAGAUUACGCUAAACGUAAGGAAUACGUUAAUCUAAUCAAGCUACUCAACCUCUUCAUGGAUAACCCUUCAACCCUAUCUCCAUUCUCUGUGCAUCGUAUGGCUGUCGUUGGUAAAAGUCUAGGAAAGGAAGUAGGAGAGUGGUUUGGUCCAUCAACAGCUGCACUCGCUAUUAAACACCUCGUUAACAACCAAACAGAUAUUAAUUUAUCAGUUAGCGUUGCUUCUGAUUCUGUUAUUUAUAAAUCAGAUGUCUAUCAAGCAUCAGGUGGUACUAGUACAACCGCUGAUUCAGAAUGGGGUAACAAACCAGUACUAAUAUUAGUCGGUGUAAGACUUGGAUUAGAUGGUAUACAUCCACGCUAUUACGAAACCCUCAAAGCAUUCUUAAGAAUGCAAUCGUGUGUCGGUAUAGCAGGAGGCAGGCCGAGCAGCAGCUAUUAUUUCUUCGGAUAUCAAUCAGAUUCGCUUUUCUACGUUGAUCCACAUAUAAUGAAACCAACAAUAAAUAUUAAAACGCCGCCGACAGAGGGUGAACUCAAGACUGAAAUUGAGAAUCUAUUAAGGUGUAAUAGUUUAUCAUCUUCUUCAACUACAACAACAACUUCUAAUGAAGGUAACAACAACGGUACACCAAUAAAGCAAUCAAAACAUGGGCAUAGACGACGUAAAACUAGCACAAUUUUGAAUAAUGUUACAAGUAAAAAUAGAAGACGGUCGUCUAGUUCAGCUACCUUAAAUCAAAUUAGUCCAGAUGUUAGUUCACCUUCCAGUUCAAUCGAUGAAAGCCAAUCAAUACAAUCAUCUUGGAUGAAACCAAACCAUUAUCCUAGUUCAUCAUCACAUUCUAUACCUCAAACUAUACCUGAAUCUAACUCAUUUAUUAAGGAUAUACCAACGGUGGAUGAAUUAAAUGAUAAAUGGUACAUAGAUAAUUAUAACUCAGCAUCAAUUUCAACUUACUUUUGUGAUAAACCGCGUAAAAUGAACAUAAGUCAAAUGGAUCCUUCUAUGUUAAUAGGAUUUUUGGUUAAAGAUGAAAAUGAAUUCUUUGAAUUUGUUAAUCAAAUCAAAGAAUUACCACAACAAGUAUUUUCUGUCGCGGAUUCGCAUAGGUCGUAUGAAGAAGAUGAUAGUGAUAAUGAUAUGCAAAGUUUAAGUAGUAGUAGUAGUAAUAAUAAUAGUAGUAAUAGUAUCAAUAAUAAUAAUAACGACGAAUGGGUCGAAACAACAAGAAAAGAUAGUCAAGACACGAUUGAGGAUGAAGCUAUUCAAGUAGAUAAAUUGAAUCUCACAGAUGAAGAAGAUGAAAUGACGAGUCUAGAGGACUGCCUAAUCGAUGAACGAUAAAUACCAAUAGUAAAAUAAAACAAAUUACGCUACAAUUUAUACCCCGUCAGAGAAAUCAAACUUUUACGAAUUUUUUACUCUUGUUGUACAACUUUAUGGAAAUCAG